Messenger RNA from Ruditapes philippinarum (Manila clam), 1224 nucleotides. RefSeq lists its product as uncharacterized. Bases 86 to 868 code for a protein of 260 amino acids. The record is from RefSeq and is a predicted model, not a curated record. NCBI's taxonomy places the organism in Eukaryota, Metazoa, Mollusca, Bivalvia, Venerida, Veneridae. The transcript has 2 exons. Gene Ontology annotation, molecular function: protein binding.
ACAAAGCAGUUUUAUAUUCUUAACUUCUGAUUUGUUUCACAAUUAUCUAACCUGAUCAAAAGUGGGACUGUUUAGAUAAAUUAUAAUGAUGAUAUUAAACAUUUUGACAAAGUUGCUGUACGUUGCCGACAUGAAAACGUGUUUAAUUAUUUCAACUUUGUUAGUUACCUGCUCAUCGGAGCCACACUGCUCCAAAUUUCAUUAUGAGGAAAAACUACUGGAAAAAAUGAUCAGGACAGAAAUUCUUGUUGAAAAUAUGAAGAAACAAAUGGAUACCAUAGAAACGCGAGUUACCGAAGCAUUAGCCAAACUUAACGAGAAUACUGUCAAAUGGAACGGUGAAAUAGAAGCAAUGCAAGAAAACAGCAAUACAAGUCUUCAACUGGUCCAGGAGAAAGCAAGUGAUCUUGACAAAAAUAUGCAAGAAGUGCAAGACUUGAAAGCAAAAAUUGUAUCGCUAAAAAUUGCUUUCAAUGCAAGGAACAUAAAAAACAAAAGUCCAGCUGUCGGCGACACCAUUGUAUUCACUGACAUUCUCCUUAACUUUGGCGAGGCUUACAAUUCCGACUCUGGAGUAUUUACUGCUCCAUUUGGAGGCAUUUAUCUGUUUACAGUUCAGUUAUGUAUUUCUGCUAGUUUGUAUAUUGAUUAUGGAUUAGUUGUUGAUAAUGUUUAUAUGGAUACAGCCAGGUACAACAUCGGUACAGGCUAUUGUGUCUGCUUCAAGUUAAGCACAACAGUCCAUGUCAAGACAGGGAACAAAGUUUUUGUGAAGGUCGUAAGUCGCUCGGGAAGCGGGAUUAUUUUACAUCACAGUAACUCACACUACUCGACAUCAUUUUCCGGAGUUCGUAUUCAGACAGAUUAGAUAUUAUUUCUUAACUGACACAAACACCAAUGUCUAGAUAUAAAUCAUUAUCUUGAUACCUAUAGUUGACAGAAUAUUUAUGUGUUGUGAUGAUAAUUAUACCAUAGUGAUAGAAUAAUUGAUGCUUGUUAAUUUCCUUAAGAAAUUGGUUCGUCUAAAAAGUGAAUGUGGAAAACUGGGAAUGUUGUCGAACACUGCCGAACGAUGCCGAACUAAAAAUGAUCCAGACUCUACUAAUUACAUCAAUAAAAUCUUUGUUGCAACAAUUUCGUGUUCUGUAAUCUAAAAAUAGCCAUAAGCUUUACUUUUUGAACAAAUUCUUUUAAGGAACAAUCACAAGGAUGUUUUCAAUAUAA